Ectocarpus sp. CCAP 1310/34 is the source of this 1953-nucleotide messenger RNA. The record is from the annotation of a GenBank genome assembly. NCBI's taxonomy places the organism in Eukaryota, Phaeophyceae, Ectocarpales, Ectocarpaceae.
AUGCUAGUGCUGACACCAGUGCCGGAAACCACCCCAUGUGAUGCCAACGACAAGGACAAGGUUCCUGCUGACGCGACGAUUCUCUCCGCAUCACGACGUGCGCACAAGCAGCCGCCAACCGUAAAAGCCGGAUCCUCUCUGGGGGUGAGAAAGGAGGACGACGACCCCCGCAGCGGCAGGGGCGGCGCUGAUCACGCGAACGCGCCGCCCUCGAAUGGCGGUGACGCGGCGGCGGUGGCCGUAGCAGCAGCGCCGGCGAUUUCCUCGGGGGCCCAACCAACCUGCGGCAGCAAUGACCGCGAACCCCCCCAUAGUCUAGGCGGCAUGGCCCCGGAAGAGAGCGAGAAGAGUCCGCUGACGUCGGCCUCGUCGCCAACGGGGGGGAUGAUCCUGAACGCCCCCGGGGUGGUGUCAAAGAGCGUUCGCGAGAGGGAGGUCAAGCCGCCGGCGCCGAUGAGAAUAGGCGGCUUCGCCGGCGGCGCUGGCGCUGGCGGGGUGAUCGUGACACGAGGAGACAAGCAGCGUCUCGGACUCGCGAAGGGAGCGAAGCACGGAAUGGCGGCAGCGGGGAGCGGUAUCAUCGGAGGGUUCCCGGCGGCGCGCCACCGCUCAGAGAUGGGCCUCGUUAAGCUCGGGGCGGGUGCUGCGGCCGCUUCUACUGGUGCCCCCCCCGCCACCACCCCUGCUACCGCUGCCGCUGCCGCUGCAAAGGAGAACGCAGCAACCGAAAGAGGCGGCCGUGGCGGGGCCGUCAGAGGCCGCGGUGGCGGCGGCAGCGGCGGCGGCGGCGGCGGCGGCAGCGGCAAUAUCCCCGGCGACAUCCACGAAGAGAACCUGUCGCGGAUCUCGGCCAUGUCCCCGGACGAGAUCGCCGACGCGCAGCAGGAGAUCCGCGCGGCGUUGCCGCCCGGGGCGCUCGAGAUGCUCCUGCGGCGGGGACGGGGACGGGCAGGAGGUGGAAAGACCGCCGGUUGCACUUCGGCGCCGUCGGCAGCGGCAGCGGCAGCGGCGGCGGCGGCGGCGGCGGCGGCGGCGGGAGAAACGAAGGCCGGCAGCGAAGAGAACCACCGCGCAGGGAGGAGGAGGAGUCCGGUGCUGGCGACGACGAGCCACGGCGAGUCGACGGCGCCGACGGGAGACGAAGGCGACCGCUCGAACGGCGGCGGUCCAUCUCGGUCAACAGCUACCGCGACUGGCGAUGCGGCUGCCGCCGCCGCCGCCGCUGCUGCUGGUGGUUCUCCGUCGAGAAAGACGACAAGCGGGGCGCCGACCGGGGCGCAGCGCGCGGCGACCGCGGCCGGCGGGAUUGACUCCAAGGAGGCCCUCGAGGCCGCCCUUCUCACCCUCCCGCCGGAGGAGAGGGAAAAGUCACGCUGGACUCUCACCGCCGGCGGGGACGCGGCGGUAACAGCGGCGGAAGCGGCGGAAGCUACAGCGGCUGUCGGUGGGCCCGGCGGCACCGGUGGGCGUGGGGCGGGCGACGAGGCUCGGGUUGAUCUGAACGGUGCGGUGGUGGUGCUUGCGGGAGACGGAGGUGGGGGGUCCGCGGGGGAUGGGGGGGGGGGACUCGAGGCGUUGCAUCAUCACGGGGACGAUCCUGACAAAGCCGGGUAUACCCCAUCCGAGCUAGUGCGGCUGGCGAGGAGCACGGUGUCGGGGCAGAGGCAGCUGGCGCUGCGCGCCCUGGCUGGACUUCUCAAGGUUCGCGCGGCGUGCAUAGCCCGGGGGCAGACCCCGCCGCAUCGCCGCCUCCCGGAAAUGCUGCCGGUCGCGAUAAGGCUGUGCCUCGACGAUGGCAACCCGUCGGUAACGUCCGCGGCGCUUAUUGCGACCGAGGCGCUCUUGGCCCCUUUGGCGCGAGACGGCGAGGACGAGGAGAGCGCGAUGCAGGGGCUCUCGUGGGUAGACUAUCAGGCAAGCAUGUGCGCACGUUUUGCCUUGUGGUGUCUUUAG